Asterias rubens (European starfish) is the source of this 3368-nucleotide messenger RNA. Its product is annotated as nucleolar MIF4G domain-containing protein 1-like. Lineage: Eukaryota; Metazoa; Echinodermata; Asteroidea; Forcipulatida; Asteriidae. Gene Ontology annotation, molecular function: protein binding; RNA binding. The record is from RefSeq and is a predicted model, not a curated record. Bases 154 to 2805 code for a protein of 883 amino acids. Gene Ontology annotation, biological process: ribosomal small subunit biogenesis. Gene Ontology annotation, cellular component: nucleolus. The transcript has 15 exons.
GAGCCAUGAUGAACACGUGUGGAACUGAUCAUAACACACUGCGGACACAUGCAAUCACCUGAUCGGCCUCAACCUUAGCUUCAGAAAAGAAAGGGGCACCAAGGCCAACUGAAAGGCACAAUGCAGGCUAGGUGUGAAUAAAAAUUUUUAAAAAUGAAGUCAUCUGGAGGAGGAAGGGGGCCCGGAGGCCAAGACAGAGGGCCCCAGAACCUGAGUCGCGCCAAGGUUGCUGUACACAAAAUGAUGCUGAAAACAGCAGAGAGCAAUAAGAAAACGACCAACAAUAAAAACAAAAGCAGGGCUAAGGUGGAUCCUAGGGAAUCCAUGUUCAAGGGCCCUCAAGGACUGUCAAGGAAGGAGAGGCGGAGGCAAGCAAAACAGGAGAAGAAGUCCAAGAUGAUUGCUCUCCAUUCCAAGAAGCCGGGCACCUCAAGUGAUAAGGUCGGAGGUCAUCCAGGAUUAUUCCAGACAACCGAUGCAGAGGUACCAGGGAAGAACAGGGAGAAAAACAAACGCAAGAAAAUCAAUAGAGCAAGGAAGCUGAAGGAAGAGCAGGAGGCAGCCAAGAGAGAGGAAGAGCUGGCUGAGGCUAACAAGGACGAUGAGAAGACAAUCAAGAGGCUGGAGAAGGAGCUAAAUUUUAAGAAGAAUAGAAAGACGAAAGCCAAGAUUACGCCCUCGAUCUUCAAGGCAGAUGGGCUGGACUACCUUUUGGAUUUUGUAAAUGCUGACUCGGAGGACUUUCUGAAGGAUAUUAUGCAAGACGGUGACACAAGAGGUGAUACAGACAGUGGGGAUGAUAGUGACGCAGACAGUGAGGACUCCUCACAUUCAGGCACAGUCACAACAAAUUCCAAAUUCACUAGUUCCAAAGCUGGGAGCAGAAUAGAGGAUGGUAGCGAAGGUGAUGAAAGUGAAGAUGACCAGGGGUUCUCCGGGGACGGAGACGACUUUGAUGAGGAUGAAAUAGAAAAUGAGGAGGCUGAGGUCACGUCUGACAGUGACAGUAAAAACAAACCAUUCGACAAGAAUGGGCAAUCCAGCAAAGAUUUGAAAAAUUCCAAAAAGUCGGCAAAAAGGAAACAUUUCGAAGAAAACAAUCCUGAAGAUGGUUCGGAAACGGAAACGCCUCGGAAACUACCAGAAGUGAAGAUGGAUCCGUACGGAAAUUUGAUCGGCGAGGAGAAAAAGGCGACGGGGACGUACAUUCCGCCUCAGAAACGAGCCAAGAUGAUGGGGCACGACGAGCAGAAACAGGAGCAACUGGACAGACUUCGUAAGCAGCUGAAAGGUUUAAUCAACAGAUUGAGUGAGUCUAAUGUCCAGUCUAUCAGUGGACAGAUUGAAGAAUUGUACCUCGUCAAUAGCCGCAAUGAUAUGAAUGAGCUAUUAACCCAGCUGAUAAUGGAAUCCUGCAUUAAUUUGAUUCUUACUGGUGAGAGGCUUGUCAUGGAACACGUCAUGUUGCUAGCCAUACUCAACACCAAUAUCGGAAACGAAGUGGGGGCACACUUCAUCCAAGCAGCUGCCUGCAAGCUGGACGAGCUGUACAGUCAAGGUGGUAACUACGGCGACGGUAAACAUUGCGACAACAUUGUCCUACUCUUCACGCAUCUCUACAACUUCAAGGUGAUUCAUUGCACGUUGGUGUAUGACAUUAUAAGAAAACUUGUAGACGGCUUCACCGAGAGGGACAUUGAAAUGCUGCUACUGAUCCUGAAAAAUGCCGGCUUGAUGUUACGGAAGGACGAUCCGUCAUCUCUGAAGGAGAUCAUCUUACAGAUCCAGACUAAAGCCAACACAUGCUCCGAGGAGUUCAAACAACAGUCUCGGGUUAAGUUCAUGCUAGAGACCAUCUAUGCCAUUCGGAACAACAACGUGCGCAAGAUUCCAAACUACGACCCGGCACAGCUCGAUCACAUGAGGAAGAUCUUGAGGCUGCUCAUCAAAGGCAAAGGUCACAAUGACAAUGAUGCCACCCUGCGCGUGUCUCUUGAGAAUUUGCUGAUGGCCGAGGAGAAGGGACGCUGGUGGAUCAUCGGCUCUUCCUGGGCUGGUAACCAGACUACCUUCAACCAGGACACCAGGCCCAAAGGAGAGACACCGGGAACCAGUGAUAAAACCAGCAGCUUCAUCAACGAGUUGUCACGGCAACAGCGGAUGAACACCGAUCUCCGGAAGACGAUAUUCAGUAUAGUCAUGACAGCAGAGGACUACGUGGAUGCCUUUGAGAAAGUCUUACGUCUGAACAUCAAAGGAGGGCAGGAGAGGGAAGUAGUUCACGUCCUGAUUAAUUGCUGUCUCCAGGAAGCGACCUUUAACCCCUACUACGCUCAUCUUGGCUGCAAACUCUGCCAGUACGAUAGAAAAUACAAGAUGGCGUUCCAGUUUGCAUUCUGGGACAAAUUUAAGAUUCUUAGCGAGAUGUCGAACAGUAACAAUGGCAACCUGGCGCUUCUUCUAAGCCAAAUGUUGGUGUCCAAAGCUGUCGCAAUAACUGUCCUGAAGGUGAUAGAAUUCGCUGAUAUCGACAAGUUGACCGUGCGCUUCCUCCGCCAGACAUUACGCUCGCUGCUUCUCCACCGCUCCAGAGAGUCCACCGUGGCCGUCUUCAGUGCGGUGACCUCGCUACCAAAGCUGCGCUUUUUCAGAGAGGGCCUGCGAUUGUUUCUACUUCACUUCGUGCUGCCCAAGACGGGCAGCAAGGGACAUGAAAUCGGCGACGACAUGAGACAGAAAUUGCAAGAGAGAGUCAAGCUGGCAGAUCAAACCCUGGCAGGUGAACGUCCUGACGCUCCGAUUUGAGAAUUGGAUCGAUGCGAUUAAGCAAGAAAAUAAUCAUCCCAAACCUCAGCGCCUGUGUCGCUUUGUCUAGAGGAUGACCCAACCCCUUGAACUCGCUACAUUUUGGAUGUACCAACUGUUCACACAAGUUUGAAAUUUAGAGGUUUGAGCAGAAGCAGGGCUGCGUUUUUUGUUUUACUUCCCUCGAUGGAAACUUCAUCUCUUAGGAAUAUCUGAAAGCAUUGGGAGACAAUCGACAAAUUUUGAAGUUGGGAAAAAUCCUGACAAUGGUCAUGAUAUUUAACCCUUGGGGAGUAAAAAGCAAGAACUGUUCAACAAAUCCGUCUACUGGACAAAGUUACACAGAAAUAAAGAUCCGGAGUAUUCUGUUUUCAAUGUUAUCUUAUAAUUUUGGUUUAUUAUACAUGAUGAAUGUGUUAAAUAAAAGUCCAUUACAUCUUUACGGCUACUGCGUGCCCAUUUUGUUACUCAUUCAAUUAUCAACAUAAAAACGGAGUGUACUGUUAUGGCAUCAUAAACAGUCAAAUCAAAGUACCAAUGUUGAGAAAGGGGGGGGCGAAGAA